Messenger RNA from Miscanthus lutarioriparius, 3153 nucleotides. The record is from the annotation of a GenBank genome assembly. Lineage: Eukaryota; Viridiplantae; Streptophyta; Magnoliopsida; Poales; Poaceae.
AUGUCGGGGUUGUUUGCAUCUCUGUCCGUGGGAAGGGCAUGGGAGAAGCUUUCCUCCUUCAUGCGGGUGUUUACAACAUCCUCACUGGUGCCCUCGUCAUCCACAGCAAGCCACGACGAUGAUCUGGAGGAGCUGCGGAAGCUGGAGAGAACCAUGUAUAGGAUCCGAGCAAUGUUGGACGAUGCUGAGGAGCACUGGAACAUACGUGAGGAGUCUGCCAAGCUGCGGCUCAAGGAGCUCAAGGAGCUCGCGUACGACAUCGAGGAUGUUGUAGACGAAUAUGAGUAUGAGGUCCUCCAUCGAUCUACUGGCUUGUACAGAACCGGCAAGCGCAAGCACCAGGAGGAAACUGAGGCCUAUCCGGUGGAUACUGGUUUGGUGGAAGUUCCUAAUGACUUGGUUCUUCAAGCAAGAAAACUAAUCAGGAGGUUGGAUGAUAUCAAAUAUUACUCUGACCAUUUGAGUUUAUCAGAGAAUGAUGGAGAGAGACGGUAUACGCCGGAUAUUAGUAGUGUACGACAUACUAGCUCUGUUGUAUUUGAAAAGAGCAUUUUGGGGCGAGACCAGGACAAAGAGAAGAUAAUUGAUAAGUUAUUGUCUAGUGAAGUGGGAAAUGCAGGAAAUCAUGUUUCUGUCAUGGCUGUUGUUGGCAUGGGAGGACUAGGCAAGACAACACUAGCACAACUUGUGUAUAACAGCCCAAGGGUGAGGCAGUCCUUUGAGAAGCAUGCCUGGGUUUGUGUGUCUGAAAACUUUGAUAUCAAAACAAUGACAAGGAACAUCAUUACUUCCCUAACAAGUGUGCAGUGUAUGUAUACAGAACUUGCUGAUCUUCAGAGGAAAUUAGCAAAAGAAAUGAAUGAGAGGAGGGUUUUCCUUGUGUUGGAUGAUGUAUGGAAUGAGCGAAGAGACUGCUGGGAGAUGUUUUGUGCUCCUAUGACAGCUGCAAAGAUUUGCCAGAUCAUAGUUACCACUCGGAGUGAGGUAGUGGCAAGGCUGAUACAGACUAUACCCUUUUAUCCCCUAAAUUGUUUAAGUUUUGAUGAGAGCUGGUUGUUGUUCAGCAAAGCUGCCUGUAUUGGUGAGCAAGAGUCUGACAGCCAAACAAACCGAAUAAAUAUUUGUAAGAGUAUUGUUAAAAAGUGCAAAGGCUUGCCACUGGCAAUCAAGACACUAGGAAGCAUGUUGCGCUAUGAAACUGAAGAAAGCAGAUGGGAGGAUGUCUUAGAGAGUAAAUUAUGGGACUUAAAAGAACCGAGGGACGAGGUUCUGCCAGCACUGGAAUUGAGCUACAAGCACAUGCCCACAUACCUAAGACGAAGUUUUCUUGCCCUUUCUCUAUUUCCCAAAGAUUAUGAACUUGUUUCUGAAGAAGUGUGCCAUUUGUGGAAAUUACUUGACUUGCUUGAUUCUGAUAGAAGUGAUGAUGAGUGCGAAAUUGGACGAUGGUAUUUGAAGGAAUUGGUUGGAAGGUCAAUACUUCAGCCUCAUCCUAUUUAUGGUGAUUCAUACCUUUUGCAUGAUCUUGUCCACGAUCUUGCAUGCUUUUUUGCUGGGGAAGAAUUCCAUAGAGUUGAAGGAGAUACCUUGAGUCAAAUUCCACAAAAUGUUCGGUAUCUGUCCAUAAAUAAAGCUAUUACAUCAGCUGACAUUUCAGUUUUUCCACAUACUCUGAGAGCCAUCAGAGUGUUUGAACAUUGUACCAAUAUCAGUCCAAAUGCAGUUCCAGAAGCAUUAUUUUCAAAAUGUAAGAAGUUGCGAGCUCUUGACAUAAGCCAUAGCAUGGGCCUUGGCAUGGCACUGCAUGAUGGCGUGGGGAACCUGAAACUGCUACACCAUUUGUUUGUACAAAUUGAUCGACUUGUGGGAAAAUCUACUUCUCAUCAUGUACAGAAUCUAGUACUCAGUGGAAUUAGGCACCUAACUCGUCUGCAUACUUUGCCUGGUAUACAUAUUAGCAGACGUCAUUGUAGCUUGAACAUAAGAGACCUGAGGAACAUCAACAGAGUAAGAGAGCUGAGUAUUUGUGGAUUGAGUAACAUUCGCCAUGUCGAAGAUGCAACUGAAGCCCAGCUGCAGAGGAAAAAGCACCUCCGAUCACUAAAGUUGAGCUUUAAUGGAGGAGAGGGUCAGUGUCCAUGUAGAUUGCAUGAAAAACAUGUGAACAUACCACACAACCAACUACUAGACAGCUUGCGACCGCAUCACAACCUAAGGGAACUGAGUAUACACCGUUACGAUUCUGGAAAAUACCCUAGUUGGCUAGGAAAUACUUCAUUCUCCAUGUUGAGCAGAAUAGCAAUAUGCCAUGGUGAAUCCAAACACCUCCCAAAACUUGGUGCCUUGCCUUCCCUUAAGUACCUCACUGUCAACGAUAUGAAAUAUAUGACGGAGUGGUCAGAAUGGCCUGGAACUGAUGCUGGAGGUUUUCCGUGCCUAAAUACACUUUCGAUAUCAUUUUGUCCGAAAAUGAUCUCCCUUCCAUUGGGGCCAUUCCAAUCUUUGAUAACUUUGAAUCUAAGGUGGUGUGAUAGCUUGGCUAGGUUACCUGAAUCCCCUUCUCUUCGUAAACUAGAGAUCGGAUAUUGUCCUGCCCUAACAGAAAUUCCUACUCUUCCAUCCCUUUUGGUACUAAUUGUUAAGGUAUGUUCUGGUCUACGCAAACUUCCUACUCUCCCAUCACUUCUGGAAUUGGACAUAUUCGAUUGUCCAAGUCUUAUUUCCAUUGGUUCUGAUUUUCCAAGCCCUGUUGUGAGUUCUGUCUGUUGCUUCCCCAAACUAACGACCUUGAAUCUAGAGCAGUGUCGAAAUCUUUGUGCAGUCGGCUCUGUUCCUGCACUCACCACCUUGAAUCUCAAGUCUGGACUGAGUGAUAAGUUAAUGUACAGCCCAUUGAAUGACUUCCCAUCGUUGCAGUGCUUAAAUAUUGAUGAUUCAGAGUUUACAUGCAUACCAAUUAAACAACAAAGUCUGCCCUCAGUUACAAGGCUCUGCAUAAAUAAGUGCCCUAAUCUCCAGUACUGUGAUGGGCUUGCUAGUCUUACUUCCCUUGAGCAUCUCGAGGUUGGGGAGUGCCCAAAGCUCCCCAUAGAUGAUCUGCUUCCACCACAACUGAAGACUCCUACCGUUGAAGAUAAUGAACAUGGUAUGUAA